AGAAAGGCGGGGGCGGGGCGAGCAGCGGCGGGGCGUCCGGGGCCGAGAUGACGGUUCACAACCUCUACCUCUUCGACCGCAACGGGAUCUGCCUGCACUACGGCGAGUGGCACCGCAAGAAACAGGCCGGCAUCUCCAUGGAGGAGGAGUUCAAACUCAUGUACGGCAUGCUCUUCUCCAUGCGUUCCUUCGUGGGCAAGAUGAGCCCCGUCGACAUGAAGGACGGGUUCCUGGCCUUUCAGACCAGCAAGUACAAGCUGCAUUACUACGAGACGCCCAGCGGCCUGAAGGUCGUCAUGAACACGGACCUGGGCGUGGGCAACAUCCGAGACGUGCUCCACCAGAUCUACAGCAACAUCUACGUGGAGUUCGUGGUGAAGAACCCGCUGUGCAGCCUGAGCGAACCCAUCCAGAGCGAGCUCUUCCGGGCCAAGCUGGACAGUUUCAUCCGCGGCCUGCCCUUCUUCUCGGCCCGGGCUGGCUGAGCUCCCCCCGCUCCCCCCCCCCCAGCUGGCACCCGCCGCGCCUCUCUACCCGGCUGUGCCGCCCCCAGCCCUCCGGACAAGACACGGGGCUG
This is a messenger RNA of Gopherus evgoodei (Goodes thornscrub tortoise), 577 nucleotides long. RefSeq names its product trafficking protein particle complex 1 (gene TRAPPC1). Gene Ontology annotation, biological process: endoplasmic reticulum to Golgi vesicle-mediated transport. The record is from RefSeq and is a predicted model, not a curated record. The coding region runs from base 48 to 485 and encodes 145 amino acids. Gene Ontology annotation, cellular component: TRAPP complex. The transcript is spliced from 5 exons. Lineage: Eukaryota; Metazoa; Chordata; Testudines; Testudinidae.